AAUUCAUCCAUGGCUUCUGCCGGCCUCCAGAUCCUGGGCAUAGUCCUUUCAUUGCUGGGCUGGAUAGCAAUGAUAGUGUCCUGUGCCAUGCCCAUGUGGAAAAUCACAGCCUUCAUUGGCAAUAACAUCGUGGUGUCCCAGGUGACGUGGGAAGGCCUCUGGAUGAAUUGUGUGGUCCAGAGCACCGGCCAGAUGCAGUGCAAGGUGUAUGACUCCCUGCUGGCCCUGCCUCGGGAACUGCAAGCAGCUCGGGCCCUCACUGUUGUGGCUCUGCUUCUGGCCUUGGUGGGCCUGCUCAUCUACCUUGCUGGGGCCAAGUGCACCACGUGCAUAGAAGACGAGGAACCCAAGGCUCGACUAGUUCUGGCUUCAGGGAUCAUUUUCCUCAUCACGGCAGUCCUGGUCCUGAUCCCUCUGUGCUGGACUGCCCACGUGAUCAUCAGGGAUUUCUACAACCCUCUGGUGGCUGAAGCUCAGAAACGGGAGUUGGGACACAGCCUCUACGUGGGCUGGGCAGCUGCAGGUUUAUUUCUACUAGGUGGGGGGCUAUUGUGCUGCACUUGCCCCUCUGGCAGCUCAAGGAGCACAAGCCAUUAUGUGGCCCGAUACUCCGCUUCUGCUCCUCCCCCAGGGGGCUCCCGAGGUCCUUCAGAAUAUCCAACCAAGAAUUAUGUGUGAAUCUGGAAGAAAGGGAGUAAGGGGGGAAAGUACCGACAAAUGACUCCCUCACAGUAGGGAGGUCUCCUUCCCCUGCUUCCCUUCCAAGAUGGAACGACAGGUGACCCUGUCAGUCUUGGAGAUUUUUGGCUUUUUUUUUCUACUAAAACCCCUUGGAUGACUGAGCCAAAGGAAGAUUCCAUAUCCCUUCCUAGUCUUUACUGCUGCUA
Molecule: messenger RNA, 887 nt
Organism: Antechinus flavipes (yellow-footed antechinus)
Lineage: Eukaryota; Metazoa; Chordata; Mammalia; Dasyuromorphia; Dasyuridae
Gene: CLDN6
Product: claudin 6
Exons: 1
Coding region: 10-678 (222 amino acids)
Biological process (GO): bicellular tight junction assembly; cell adhesion
Cellular component (GO): plasma membrane; bicellular tight junction
Molecular function (GO): structural molecule activity
Source: RefSeq, a predicted model, not a curated record